AUGUGGAUACCAGCUUUGCUCCUAUGGGUGCUUAACAUUAGCAAUUUGUGCUCAGGACAAGACUACAUGGACUAUUACCAAACUGGAGACAUGGGCACCGUGGCUCCUGAGUUGUCAGAUGACCAGCCCAGCUUGGACAAAGUAACAAAUAUGGAUCAGCUAUUACAGCUUCUUUACCCGGAAUACAGUUUGCUUCAGCACUGCCUGAGGAAGAAGUCUUGGCACGCCUCCUCCCCCCCCUCUUUUUCAGCCACCACAACGAGCCCGAUGGCUUACUCCAACGAUGAAGAUCUCUGGGGUCAGCCAAGGGAGGAGGCUCUUUACAAAGAGGACGGGACUUUUGGAGUCAUCAUAGAGGAGAUCAAACGGACUUCGUGCCAGCCCAGAGAGGUGUGUGUUGAGGUCUCAAAAGAAUACCCAGAAUCCACCAGUCAGAUCUACCUCCCUCGGUGUGUGGCGCUGCACCGGUGCGGUGGAUGCUGCUCCGAGAGCCAUUACUGCGCCAAUACGAGUCACUCACUUGUAAACAAAACCUUGAUGGAAGUGACUCCCCGGAAGGAAUACUCCGUCGUCAUGGUAACCUUUGUCAACCACACUUCGUGCGAAUGCCUACCCAAGCGACCGCUCCACUCCAUCAUAAGACGAGCCGCAACACAUCACCUGUGUUCCCCUCCUGACGUUCCCUGCGCCUCAGGGUCAUUGUGGGAUCCAGUGAAGUGUGUGUGCGUCUCUUCACAUGUCAUAAACUUCUCUGAGAGAGAGACGGAUAUUGUGGAAACCGGUCUUCUGGCUCUCUGUGGGCCCAACAGGGUUCUGCAGGAAUCCACCUGUGAUUGCGUCUGUCGAAAUGGACUGACCGAGGACAGCUGCGACCCAGGCUGGAAACUGGACCACGACACCUGUGAAUGCCAGUGUGAAGGUCAAGGUGAAGGGAAGUGGUGCCCUGCUGGCCAGCGGUGGGAUGAAGACUUGUGUGGCUGCGUAUGUGCGGCAGAUUGUCCUGGAAAUCAGCCCCUCAACCCCGACACCUGUCUGUGUCAGUGCAGAGAGAGUCCAGAGUCGUGUAUGCGGCAGGGCAAGAGGUUCAACCCCAACACCUGCAGUUGUUACAGGUUGCCGUGCAGAAAGCCCAGACCCGUGUGCUCACCGACGUUCUACUACAGCCACCAGGUCUGCCAGUGCAUCCCCGACUACAUGAGGCCUGAGUGGAAUUAA
Molecule: messenger RNA, 1215 nt
Organism: Limanda limanda (common dab)
Lineage: Eukaryota; Metazoa; Chordata; Actinopteri; Pleuronectiformes; Pleuronectidae
Product: vascular endothelial growth factor C-like
Exons: 8
Coding region: 1-1215 (404 amino acids)
Biological process (GO): positive regulation of angiogenesis; vascular endothelial growth factor signaling pathway; positive regulation of mast cell chemotaxis
Cellular component (GO): membrane
Molecular function (GO): growth factor activity; chemoattractant activity; vascular endothelial growth factor receptor 3 binding
Source: RefSeq, a predicted model, not a curated record